Messenger RNA from Spea bombifrons (plains spadefoot toad), 1846 nucleotides. Its product is annotated as ectonucleotide pyrophosphatase/phosphodiesterase family member 7-like. The coding region runs from base 41 to 1585 and encodes 514 amino acids. NCBI's taxonomy places the organism in Eukaryota, Metazoa, Chordata, Amphibia, Anura, Pelobatidae. The transcript is spliced from 6 exons. The record is from RefSeq and is a predicted model, not a curated record.
CGACCUCUGCUCCGUAAAGCAACUGAUAAGAUACAGGCAUAUGUUACAGAAACACACACAACAUAAUCUUUCUACAAUUCGAGAAACUUUCACAAAAAACAGCAACAUGAAAAUAUUUAGUUCUAUCUUAAUAUUUUACAUUUUUUUAAAGACAAUUCAUUGUAAACCAAUAUACAAAGACAGGAAACAAUACAGUAAUAAACUUCUUGUUAUUUCCUUUGAUGGAUUUCGUUGGAACUAUGAUCAAGAUGUUGAUACACCAUACCUGGACUUCCUUGCAGAAAUAGGUGUGAAAGCAAAAUAUGUGAGCCCACCAUUUGUAACAAUGACAUCUCCGUCACACUUCACAACAAUCACUGGACGCUGGAUAGAAGAUCAUGGUGUAAUACACAAUCUGAUGUUUAACCCUGACACUCUUCAAAAGCUGACAUAUAAGAAAACACAAAACGUGUCUGAAUGGUGGGAUAACGGAGUAUUACCUCUGUGGAUCACUGCACAAAACCAGGGUUUGAAGGCCGGUUCCUUUCAUUAUCCAGGCGGAGGUGCAAAUUACAGUGGAAAAUCAGUGCAUAAAUUCUUAGUGGAAGCCCCUAAUCAUCCUGAUAGCGAUGAGAAUGAAUGGAGGGAGAACAUAGACAUAGUAAUGAAAUGGCUUACUGAAGAACAUUUAGAUUUCGUAACCCUCUACUAUGGGGAACCAGACAAAGUAGGGCAUUUAGUAGGACCAGAAACUGAACAGAGAAGAAUUAUUAUUAAACAAAUUGAUAGAACUAUAGGAUACCUACUAGACUCAAUUGAAUCUAACAACCUAAAGAAAAAAUUAAAUGUAAUAAUUACAUCAGAUCAUGGAAUGACCACUGUGAAAAAAGACCCUGAUGUAGAAGAAAUUAUGUUGUCUAAAUACAUAAAUUUUAAAGACUUGGUGAAAUUUGAUAUACUGGACUAUGGUGGUUUUGGCAUGAUUUUGCCAAAGGAAGGCAUGGAACAAGAGGUAUAUCAUAAACUUAAGAAUGUACAUCCUCAUUUGAAUGUAUACAGAAAAAAUGAAUUUCCUGAAGAUUUCCAUUAUUCUAAACAUAAUCGAAUAUUACCUAUUUUGGUUUAUGGUGAUCUUGGCUAUAGCGUAAAUGGGAGAGUGAUCUUAUAUGUAAAUAAGGGAGAUCAUGGAUUUGAUAACAAUGAAAUGGAUAUGAAGAUGAUAUUUCGUGCAUUUGGGCCAGAUUUUAAAAAUAAUUAUGUCACUGAACCUUUCGACAGCAUUCACAUAUAUCCUUUGAUGUGCAGACUUCUUGGGGUUAUUCCUGAACCCCACAAUGGGUCUCUUAAAUUUACACAGGAUAUGCUUAUACAUCCUGAAGAUAAUGUUGAAUCUGAACAAGACCAGUUCAAUAACCAGAAAAAUGAAGCUGUCUAUGUUGCUGUCUUGGUGAUGUGCACAGUUUUUGGAAUUAUUUUGCUGAUUUUUAUUUCCUAUGUGCCGUAUACCAUUAUAAAAAGAAAGAAGGGUUGGAACAAAACAGAAAAAGGUGACAAGCAAACAAACGGAAACGAAAAUGAUGGCACACUACCAAUGACAUGGUUUUAAAAAUGAAUUAUUGAUUUGUUACUUUUGUACAGAUUGUACAAGAAAAAAAAACCUUCUAUGAAUAUUGCUCAUGUAUUCGUAUUUAAUCUUAUUUUAAUUUUUUAAAUCUAAUCUAUAGUUGUUGAAAUAUUUUAAAAUACAUUUAUAAGACAUUUAAAUAAAAUCAGCAUAAACUGUCAUGUAUCCAUUGUUGAAUUUCAGGGCUAUUGUUACUCCUAUGUAUUCCUAUGAAUGAGAUUGUGUGGGGGGGGGGACAAAAUG